UCAUCCUGGUUUGAGACCCCUGUUUUAGAUAUCGUACAGUAAAACUUUACUAUAAAACAGUUAUUAGCGAAACGUUUGCUUAAUGAAAACAUUUAUGGCUAAUUAGAGAUUUGCAUCUAUUUGCAUGUGCCUUUCCCCAGAGCAGUGGAACGUACAGGGUCUCAGCAAAGGGAGCGGAGGGAGCUCCCAGCAGAACACUACAACACUGCGAGGUGAGGGUAUUCUGUAUGUACGCACAUUGUACUACAUCAACGUAGGUGAGAGUAGGAUCUUUCUCUGUGAUAGAGCACCAACACGUCACAACAAAUACCAGCGGCUGAUCACUGGACCAGACUGAAUCAAUCAUUGGACUAGAUGAGCCUUUUACAACAAUCGUCCACAUUCUCCUUACCAGCCCAUGUGACUCUGCCUGAGCUGCCCCCUGGCAUUUACUAGAGUACUGUGGAGACUGAGGAGAACAGUGGGGCUUGUGGGGAUGUCUUAAAUACACCCACCGCCACCUCUCCCCCCUGUUCAUUCUCUUCAUCCCUAACAUCACCACUGCUCUGCUCAGCUCAGAGCAGGAGAACUUCACACAGAACUUCACAUUUAGACUUAAUCUUCAUGGACCUCGCUCAGCUAUGCAGUAGAAAGGAGGAUUAACCCAAGCUGAGCACCGACCAGCACCGAGUCUGGGAAACACCUUUUCUUUUCUUUUUUUGUUGUUGUUGGUGGACAGUCAAGGUGGACUGAGACGGACGGACACACACUCUGUUGUGUUGGGGUUUUUUUUUCUUUCUAAAUCUUCCUCUCCUUCCCUUCUUCCUGUCACCCUUCUCUCUCCCCUCUGUCAACCAUGACUCUGUCAUCUGACGACCAGUCCGUGAGGCCUCCACCCUGUCCGAUGCUGGAGCCCGGCAAGCACUUGAACAACUCUCUGCACCAAUACUCAUCCACAGAAUGCAACGACUACAAAGAGGACUGUACCGACAGCGCUGUGUUUGGAGCCGUGGAGCCCCCCAGACGCUCACGGGGGCGUCUCCUACUCCACGGCCUUGUCAUGUUCGGAAGGGAAUUUUGCUAUGCGGUGGAGGCGGCCUUUGUCACGCCGGUGCUCCUGAGCGUGGGCCUUCCCCGCAGCCUCUACAGCCUGGUGUGGCUCAUCAGUCCCAUCCUGGGGUUCCUGCUGCCGCCCAUCAUCGGCUCAGCCAGCGAUUACUGCCGUUCGAGGUGGGGCAGACGGAGACCCUACAUUCUGUCCCUGGGGAUCCUAAUGCUGCUGGGUCUCACCCUGUUCCUCAACGGAGAUGCUGUCGUCUCAGAGAUAAGCAGUGACAGGUCACAGAGGAGGACGUGGGCCAUAGUGGUGGUGAUGCUGGGUGUGGUGUUGUUCGACUUCGCUGCAGACUUCAUCGACGGGCCCAUCAAGGCCUACCUGUUCGAUGUGUGUUCACACCAGGACAAGGAACGAGGACUACACUACCACGCUCUGCUCACAGGCCUGGGCGGAGCCUUCGGUUACCUGGUAGGAGCCAUGGACUGGGGUCAUUCGGUUCUGGGCCAGCUCCUGGGUUCUGAGUACCAAGUCAUCUACUUUUUUUCCGCCUUGACCUGGAGCAUCUUCCUCACAGUGCACCUCUUCAGUAUUCCAGAACAACCUCUGGACAAGGACCCUUUUGACUCGGAUUUGUCACCUCCAAGUGCCCUUCGCAUGUUAGGUAACCACUGCAGCGGUUAUGGAACGCUCUCCAAAGAACCCGUCCUCCGAGUGUCCAUCUCAGACGUUAGGCCGAGGUCGUUCUCCGCUCUGGGGGAGGCCAACUCAGUGACCUCUAGUGCCAAGCAGCCAAACAAAGAGGCCCAGAAGAGGAUGACAUUCAGUUCUCUGAUGAAGACCAUCGCCACCAUGCCAAACCACUACCGCAGCCUGUGCGUCAGUCACCUGCUGGGCUGGACGGCGUUCCUCUGCAACAUGCUCUUCUUCACUGAUUUCAUGGGACAGAUUGUGUACAGGGGGAAUCCUUAUGCAGAGCAUAACUCCACAUCGUACCUCAUAUACGAGCAAGGGAUUGAGGUCGGCUGCUGGGGGCUCUGUAUUAACGCCGUCUCCUCCGCUCUCUACUCCUACGUGCAGCAUUUCCUCCUGCCCUACGUCGGCCUCAAAGGCUUGUACUUCAUUGGCUACUUCGUGUUCGGUUUGGGCACCAGUCUAAUUGGCCUCUUCCCCAACAUCGUGGCCACGUUGAUCCUCUGCAGUGUGUUUGGAGUCAUGUCCAGCACGCUGUACACCAUCCCUUUCAACCUUAUUGCCGAGUAUCAGCACGAAGAGCAGGAACAAGUGGCCAGACAGGGAAACAAAGAGCCCCCCCGUGGUACUGGAGUGGACUGUGCAGCGCUCACCUGCAUGGUCCAACUGGCUCAGAUAAUCGUGGGCUUGGGUCUCGGCGCUCUGGUCAACUUGGCAGGAAGUGUGAUCGUGGUGGUGCUGUCAGCGUCCGCCGUGUCUCUGUUUGGCUGCAUCUUCAUCGCUGUCUUUAUCAGAUCUGUGGAAUGAUCGGGUUCUCACGCAAAUAUUUUGUUGGUGUCGUUUUAAUAAAUAAAGAUACUUUAUUACAUCUU
Cynoglossus semilaevis (tongue sole) is the source of this 2598-nucleotide messenger RNA. RefSeq names its product solute carrier family 45 member 2 (gene slc45a2). Gene Ontology annotation, biological process: transmembrane transport. Bases 836 to 2533 code for a protein of 565 amino acids. Gene Ontology annotation, cellular component: membrane. The record is from RefSeq and is a predicted model, not a curated record. The transcript has 7 exons. Gene Ontology annotation, molecular function: sucrose:proton symporter activity. Lineage: Eukaryota; Metazoa; Chordata; Actinopteri; Pleuronectiformes; Cynoglossidae.